Molecule: messenger RNA, 2067 nt
Organism: Danio rerio (zebrafish)
Lineage: Eukaryota; Metazoa; Chordata; Actinopteri; Cypriniformes; Danionidae
Source: RefSeq, a predicted model, not a curated record
AUUCUUAGCUUCUGGAAACGGGGAUGACCUCAUCUUUUCCUCCCUCGCGCAGGUACAGAUACAUACAACAACAAAUAAUGUUAGGAGCGCAGACAGGACGGAGAGGAGCUCGAGAACACAGCUGCUGAGAAGGCAGAUCGAGUAGCUCUUUAUCUUCAAGCAGAUUGAUAAACAUACCAAACACGGUAUUUGCUUCUGCAGUUUGUGCUGCAGACAGAGCCGCAGCCGCUUCGCUGGACUUUUGCAAGCUUUUUAGAUUUCCUGCGCGUUCUGCUGGUUUAUAACUGAACUGAUCAAAUCUAGAGAUGGUGUUCUACAGGGACGGUCAGUCUGAGCGGCCACCGCUGUCGCGUAUUCUGCCGCAUCUCUACCUUGGUGCAGAGACUGACGUAACGCAGGAUGGAUUGUCCGACCGAGGCAUUUCAUACGUGCUAAGUGUGAGCCGAUGUUGCCCACAGCCGUCCUUUCUGCCCCAGUCCCAGUACCUCCGUAUCCCGAUCGACGACUCCCUGCGGGAUGACUUGCUUCCCUGGAUCCCUCAGGCGCUGCACUUCAUUGAUGGGGCCAUGUCAGCUGGCUGCUCAGUCCUGGUUCACUGUGCUGCAGGAAUCUCUCGCUCUCCUGCGCUUGCUGUGGCCUACGUCAUGUACAGCCUAAAAAUGGAUCUGGAUCAUGCAUACAGGUUUGUGAAAGAACGCAGACCUACAAUUUCACCCAACUUUAAUUUCCUGGGGCAGCUGCAGCUCUUUCAGGGGACUCUUUCUUUGAAGAAUAAUAAGUCAAACCUUCACGCUCUGGAUAACUGCCCUCAGCCCACCAGUGAAAAACACAACAGCAGUUCCACAGCGCCACUGUUAACUAACUUGAACCUUCAGAACAACAUGGACAACAACUGUAUUAUUAAUGGACGCACUGAGGAUUCCAAAGCAAACAUGCACUGUGAAAACAAAAACAGCCAGCAGGAGAAUGUUCAGAGUCGAGGUCAAGACUACAAGCUGCUGAAGCCUGAGUUUACCUUAUCUCUUUCAGACAAGCUCAGCGCACUCACUCUCCGCACAAAUCCUGCAGAGGUACAAAGACCGGCCAACGUCACAUCUCAGACACAGCAAGAUGCACCAAAGUCCAUCCUAGCUAAGCCUACUCACCUUCAGAUUCCAUCUCUAGCAGAGAAACGCAAAAGCCUUACCCUUUCCCUGACGCCAGCGAGUGCAGUUCCUCAGACUCCCCAGAAGGGGUCAUCAGUAAACAGUUGUGAUUUAAAGCAAAGCAGUCCCGCGGGUGACCAGAAGGGGACGUUAGAUGACCGGAGCAGAGUCUCAGCUUUAGAAACCAGAACAGAACCAAAAGAGGCGAGCAGGAUUAUCAGCAAGGAGACUUCAGCAAGACACAGCUGCUCAAGAUCACAAAGAAGGAAGAAUAGAUCAAACCGCAAUAAACAGGAGACACAAAAAGCAAACACAGUGAACCAUUCCAGCGCACAAUCACACAGGCAGACUCAGGGAUCACGUGGAGCCCCGCAGGAGGUUACUGGUGGUGUUGAAGCAGUGGAGGGUAUGGAUGUUGACCACAGUCCCAUGUCUCCAGUCAGUCUUACAGUCAAUAAAAUACUGGACUGGGGAGAACGCAUGCUGCUUGGGGUCCUACUUGGCCCUCGUAUUAAAGUGGGACAGGCUGCUCUGCCAUACAGAUGUUGAAGAGGGACUGGAUGUACGGACCGUUCUAUUUAUAGACACAGGUGUAAACAAGGAGAACUGUGAUUGCUCAGUACCUCCCCAAUGAGCUGAAGGAACGUAAAUGAAGAUGCAUAUGUACGAGUGUGUGAUUUCACGUAUUUAUUUGAUGAAGUUGCAUGUUCCUCAAGGCUAUUUGACAAACUCUGAUAGACUGGACGUGUAUAAAUGGCUGAACGUCACAUGCAAUUUUUUUCUGUUAUAACGCACAGCCUGCCUGUGACAUUAUUUAUUGAGAUACACUGAUAAUUGUUAUUUAUAAAGGGGUAUUUUGCAGGUGGAAUUUUAACACUAUAGCUUGUAUUGAAAACAGUGUUCAUUAAAGACAAUUAUUUUA